Molecule: messenger RNA, 510 nt
Organism: Papaver somniferum (opium poppy)
Lineage: Eukaryota; Viridiplantae; Streptophyta; Magnoliopsida; Ranunculales; Papaveraceae
Product: histone chaperone ASF1-like
Exons: 2
Coding region: 1-510 (169 amino acids)
Source: RefSeq, a predicted model, not a curated record
AUGGUAACUCCUCCAUCCAGAACUCCCCGCAACGGAAAAUACCUAAAUGUCGGUCUAUUACGAGGAAAAACACCGAGUGAGGUAUCCUUAAUUAUUCGCGAACCCAGAGACCCAUGUGAUGAAUCGUCAGCUUCAUCCUCUCCUGUUGUAUCUGCAACUGGAAGCGAUGAAGAAGAAGUCGCGGAACAUGAAGAAAUUCCUUUAGGAGGUGAAUAUGCUGCUUAUGAUGAUGAUGAUGAUGAUGAUGAUGGUAAUGGUAAUGGUGGUAAUGGUGGUAAUGAGGAGGCAGAUAUUGAGGAAGAGGAGGAUGAAGAGGGGGAUGAGGAUGAUGGUAAUUAUGGAAAUGGUAAUGAAAGAAAUGAUGGUGAUAGUGGUGAUGAGGAGGAGGAGGAGGAGGAGAUUCAGGAGGUUGAGGAGGAUGCAGCGCAACCACAACCAAAGAAGAAAGUCCCAAUCGCACCUAGCGCGCGACACAUUCCACCCCAAGCAUUUUCAGCUUACUCGUCUUAG